AUGCCUGCUGUUCCUAAGGGUACAGUUCUCGUCUCCGGCUGCAAUGGCUAUGUUGCUGUGUGGGUCGUCAAACAGCUCCUCGAGGACGGGUACACCGUACGCGGUACCGUUCGAAGGGAGUCGUCCAUCCCUUACCUCAAGGACCUCUUCGGAAGUUACGGCGACCGCUUCGAAAACAUCAUCGUACCUGACAUCACCAAGGAGGGCGCAUUUGACGAAGCGGUUAAGGGCGUCGAUGCCAUUGAGCACACCGCGUCGCCUUUCCAUCUGAACGCAGACGACCCGCAGGAAAUCAUCGGCCCCGCCGUCUCAGGCACCGUCGGCAUGCUACAGUCUGCUCUAAAGCAUGCCAAUGGCACCGUCCGCCGCGUCGUGGUUACCUCGUCUUGCUCUGCCGUGCUCACCGAGGACCCAGACCUGACUAAGUCACACACCUUCAGUGAGGUCAACUGGAACGAGGCCGCGAUACAGGACGUCCGCGAGAACGGACGCAAUGCCGAACCGAUCGACAAGUAUCAUGCAAGCAAGGCCCUCGCUGAGCGUUCGGCCUGGGAGUUCGCCCAAAAGCACAAGGGCGAGGCUAAGUUCGACGUCGUCGCGAUCAACCCGCCAUAUGUGUACGGUCCGUGGCUUCACGAUGUGAAGAGGGUCGAGGACCUGAACACGUCAAUGAUUGCGUUCUAUGAUGCGGUCAUCAAGGGCAACAAGACCCCCGAAGAGUUCGCAACCGGGGGGCAAUCCUGGGUCGACGUUCGUGAAGUGGCCGUUGGUCAUGUCCGUGCGCUUCAGCGUGAAGAGGCUGGCGGCGAGCGUAUCAUCACGAGUAGCGGGCCGUGGAACUGGCAGGACUUUGUCAACGCUGCGCACAAGAUCGAGCCCAGUCUACCGGCUGGUAAUACAGCAUAUGACCCCAAGACGGCUGUGUACCACACCUGCUUCGACAAUAGCAAGAGCAAACGUCUUCUUGGCCUCGAUUACCGCACUAUUGAGGAGACGACUCGCGACAGCGUUGCGCAGUUUAAGGAGAAGGUCUGGCUGUAA
Phanerochaete carnosa HHB-10118-sp is the source of this 1041-nucleotide messenger RNA. RefSeq lists its product as uncharacterized. Lineage: Eukaryota; Fungi; Basidiomycota; Agaricomycetes; Polyporales; Phanerochaetaceae. Gene Ontology annotation, biological process: methylation. The record is from RefSeq and is a predicted model, not a curated record. Gene Ontology annotation, molecular function: methyltransferase activity; oxidoreductase activity, acting on the CH-OH group of donors, NAD or NADP as acceptor; nucleic acid binding. The transcript is spliced from 4 exons. Bases 1 to 1041 code for a protein of 346 amino acids.